UUGAAGCAUUCUUGAUGAGAUUUGUGAUAACUUUGCUAAAUGAAAGUUUAAUUUAUAAAUCCCUGACCUCAAGUCAGGGCAUAGAUGGAAGCAGGGACAAUGAAAAACUCUUCUUCAUCUCCCUUAUUCGUUCAACUAGGUGCCCUAAUACUCUUCUUUCUACUCUCUCUCCUCCGAUCGCCGGUAACGGCGAGUGCUGAAAUAGGAUUCAUGUCCCCUGAGCUUGCCGCCUUCAAGGCCCGUUGGCUCAUGGCCAAAAACAACUGGGGCAUCCUUAGCACAAUCUCAGUUGAUCUUGGAGGAGCUCCAUUUGGGAAUGUGGUUUCAUUUAGUGAUGGCGAACCCGGGCAUGGAUUUGGGGUCCCCUACUUCUAUUUAGCAAAACUGGAACCUAAAGGAGGAUAUGAAAUAAAUGGAACUAGGGCUGCCUUAACUGUAAGUGAGGAUCCACUCGGAACUUGUAGAAAAGAUGCUCAAAACCCUAAUUGUAGUAGGAUUUCUCUCACUGGGAAGUUAAAAUGGAUCAGCUUGGAAAAUCCUGAAAUUAAGUUUGCCCAAGUUGCCCUGUUUACAAAGCACCCUGAGAUGAAAGAUUGGCAAAGCUAUCGGAGCUUUCAAAUAUACAAACUAGACCUUGAAGACAUUUUUCUCUUCUAUUUGUUUGGUAGCCCCAUGCAUCUGACUCCAAAAGACUACCUGAAGGUUCCUCCAAUAUAAGCGAAGGAAGCAGUUUCCGCUAUAAGACUUGCAUUUUUCAGGAUUAUUUGUUAAGAUAAAAUAAUAAAUGCUCAACCCCUAGCAUGUUACUCUGGUGUUGGCCUUGAUAGGCUUUGAGUUGAACCUAUUUAAACAUAUUACAGAAAUAAAAGUAUAUGUUUUGAAGAUGCACUUUCAAGAUUGGCAUCUUCACUUGCAUAGAGCAUGUCAAAUCAAUUUUAAUAAAUAAUUCAGUGGCAUGUACAUAUUUUCUUGUAGUCUAGAUGUGCUAAAUAUUUUUCACAUAGCAUGAUCACCAAUUUGGCAAUUUUUUAUGAGAUUCAAAUUUACUUGGAGAAAGUUCAAGAGAUAUUUUAGUUUAUUUGAUUUUGAUUAAUGGACUUCUUACCAUAAAAGCUGGCACAAUUUUAGAUGUCGAGCUUAUAAGCAUGGAAACUAGCCCAAGUUGUUAUUUGAUAACCAUGCAUCGUUGUUCCCACAUUUGCCAAAGAUUAGGAAUUAAACUUGAUUACACGGCAUAGAUGGUUUGGUGUCAGCCCAAUUAAUUGAGUUAGGGUUUACAUCCUUAGGAAUGCGCAUGAAUAGUACUUACAAUCUAAAGGAGAAAAGCCUAGUGGCAAUUCAAUCUCGAGAGUGACAAAGGAAUGAGAUUGAAACAUACAACCUCGAAGGUGGGUAAAGUCUAUAAAUAGAACUUAUAAUCUCAAGAGCAAGAAAAGUCUGUAAGUGACACUUAAAGCCUUGAGAACAACAAAAGCCCAAAAGUGGUUUUUACGGACUUGUAAACGUAAGGUAGCCCAAUUAAAUAAAUUAGUUGGAUGGACUUGUUGGCUCCAUGUUGAACCAAUUAACUGAGUAAACCGGUUCGAUAAAUAAGGUUGAGGCUUGCAUCCAAAUAAAGGCUAGGGUGGGGCUUGCAACCUCAAGGGCAAGGGAAUCUCAAAUUUCAAAUAUAAGGCAUAAUAUGAAAUAUCAUUAUAUACUUUGAUAAUGAUAUUACAAAGUUCCGGUGAACCGAGACUUAUAGCCUUAGAUUUGAGCAAAUCCAAUAUAGGUCCUAUUGUUUUUGGCUUUAGAGUGACAUAUAUAAAAGGGCCUUACAAUCUUGUCCUAUAGACAUGGUGGUCUAAUUAAUUGGGAGUUAUCAACUUGAGUGCCAAAAAGUCCAUAAU
Molecule: messenger RNA, 1889 nt
Organism: Dendrobium catenatum
Lineage: Eukaryota; Viridiplantae; Streptophyta; Magnoliopsida; Asparagales; Orchidaceae
Product: protein CREG1-like
Exons: 5
Coding region: 85-717 (210 amino acids)
Source: RefSeq, a predicted model, not a curated record